Molecule: messenger RNA, 492 nt
Organism: Symbiodinium pilosum
Lineage: Eukaryota; Dinophyceae; Suessiales; Symbiodiniaceae
Source: the annotation of a GenBank genome assembly
AUGAACCAGGCUCAGUUCGUGGACUUGUGGGAGAGGUCUGCAGAAGCUGACGCAUUCGAUGCCUUCAUCUCCCACACAUGGGCGACGCCUGGAUAUCAGAAGUUCCUGUCCUUACUCCUCAGCUCAUACUGGCACUAUGCAAUAGCGGCCUGGCUCCUCUCAGCGAUCCUACUGACGAUUCUCUAUGCUUUAGGUGUUCUGCCCUUGGUUGUCUUGAUUGCAAGCAACAUGCAGGGGUAUCAAGUUGACAUUCCGUGUGGACCUUGGAUUUUUCUGUCGACGUUUUUCUCCGCAACUUGCGGACUCUUCUGUGCGCCCUACCUAGCUUCUUGUACUUGCCGCACGUCCAGAUGCUUCUACGAUGCCGCUUGCGUGAACCAAGUAGAUCCUGUGCAGCGAGAGCGUGGAAUCUAUGGGAUUGGCGGAUUUUUGGCCAUUUCUCGGCAAUUAUGGAUACUGUGGAGCCCACCCUACCUCUCGCGCUUGUGGUGC